Molecule: messenger RNA, 1363 nt
Organism: Durio zibethinus
Lineage: Eukaryota; Viridiplantae; Streptophyta; Magnoliopsida; Malvales; Malvaceae
Product: DNA-directed RNA polymerase V subunit 5A-like
Biological process (GO): transcription elongation by RNA polymerase I; transcription by RNA polymerase II; tRNA transcription by RNA polymerase III
Molecular function (GO): DNA binding
Source: RefSeq, a predicted model, not a curated record
CAUAUGACGAGUCUAGUGCGGUGGGGAGUCGCACUGUACACUUUCAGAUUAACCCUAAAACUUUCAUACAUGAGGCUCAACUAUUGAGAACUUAAUCCGUUUGGGCCAUUCAUCUAGGGCCGAAGCUCCGCUCGGUUUUGGGGUAGGCUUGGACUAAAGAUUUAAAACCCAAAACUAUAGCAUGUGGCAUCUGCAUCCCCCCUCAAAAGUCUGAUGGGAGAAACCAAGCGGAGGCAUAUAGUUAAGUUGUGUAAAAUACAUACACUGAAGUAAAGACAAAAAUGGAAGGGAAAGGAUUGGAAGGAGAUGGGUCAAACAGAGAAGCCCUGGGGAAGUGCUUGAGUGGGUUCGUGGAUGACGGUAGCACGGAGAGUCACCGAUACUAUUUGUCACGGAGAACCGUGCUGGAGAUGCUAAGGGACAGAGGCUAUGCCGUACCCAACUCUGAAAUCAACCUCUCCCUUCAAGAAUUUCGAGCCAUCUAUGGCCAAAGCCCUGAUUUUGAUCGUUUCAGACUCUCUGUUACUCAUAAAACUGACUCUUCCAAGCGGAUGCUGGUAGUUUUCUAUGGGCCUGGUACAGUUAAAGUUAGUGGGAUUCGGCUCAUUGCUGGUCUAAUUACUAACAAAGAAAGCUUGACUGGGUUGAUAUUAGUCUUGCAAAACCACAUAACAAACCAAGCUUUGAAAGCUCUGGACCUCUUCUCAUUUAAAGUGGAGAUAUUCCAGAUCACUGACUUGCUUGUUAAUAUUACGAAGCAUGUGUUAAAGCCCAAGCAUCAGGUAUUGACAGAACAUGAGAAACAAAGGCUCUUGCAGAAGUAUAGUAUAGAAGAGAAACAGCUUCCUCGACUGUUAAAGAAAGAUGCCAUUGCAAGAUAUUAUGGUUUUGAAAAGGGUCAAGUAGUGAAAGUUACCUAUGGUGGUGAAAUCACUGAGUCACAUGUCACUUACCGAUGCGUCUGGUGAUGCCGCAACGCAAUGUACUGUUGUUUCUUGCUGUGGAAUAUUGCAGGUGUAGUUUUAAGCUUUUCCCAAAUCAUCUUUUGGGGUUGCAUCGUGUGACUUCUGUUGCUCCUAAUGAACACUGGUUGAGUUGCUUGUUUUAAUGCCUUAUUUUAUUAAGAGAAGUCAAUGGCUUUAAUUGCAAUAUCUGCAAGACUGCAACAGAUUUAUCAUCCCUGCAAACUUUGACAAAAUGGCAUAGAGAAAAAUUACAACCUCUUUCUGGAAGCAAGCAUCUGAUACAUGGCAUUGUUUCCAGUCCAUUUUGUUCUUAUGAAGUAAACAGAAGAUGAAAAAGUUCUGGGCAGAUUUCCCAAUACGCCAUUGCCAUGAGUGCCAUCACACUUUUCCAUCUGGGC